Messenger RNA from Sapajus apella (tufted capuchin), 1143 nucleotides. RefSeq names its product WD repeat domain 18 (gene WDR18). Gene Ontology annotation, biological process: DNA-templated DNA replication; rRNA processing. The transcript is spliced from 8 exons. Lineage: Eukaryota; Metazoa; Chordata; Mammalia; Primates; Cebidae. Gene Ontology annotation, molecular function: protein binding. The record is from RefSeq and is a predicted model, not a curated record. Gene Ontology annotation, cellular component: nuclear pre-replicative complex.
CCCUCCCCGACCUGGAUGCCCUCCUCACAGGUCUCCACCGGGAACCUUCUGGUCAUCCUGAGUCGACACUACCAGGACGUCUCCUGCCUGCAGUUCACCGGGGACAGCAGCCACUUCGUCUCGGGGGGCAAGGACUGCCUGGUGCUGGCUUGGAGCCUCUGCAGCGUGCUGCAGGCCGACCCCUCCAGGAUCCCGGCACCCCGGCACGUCUGGUCUCACCACACGCUCCCCAUCACGGACCUGCACUGCGGCUUUGGGGGCCCCCUGGCCCGGGUGGCCACCUCCUCGCUGGACCAGACGGUGAAGCUGUGGGAGGUCUCCUCGGGGGAGCUGCUGCUCUCCGUCCUCUUUGACGUGGCCAUCAUGGCAGUGACCAUGGACCUGGCUGAGCACCACCUGUUCUGCGGGGGCAGCGACGGCUCCAUCUUCCAGGUGGACCUCUUCACCUGGCCGGGACAAAGGGAGAGAAGCUUCCAGCCAGAGCAGGACGCCGGGAAGGUCUUCAAAGGGCACAGGAACCAGGUGACCUGCCUGUCGGUGUCCACGGACGGCAGCGUGCUGCUCUCGGGCUCCCAUGACGAGACCGUGCGGCUCUGGGACGUGCAGAGCAAGCAGUGCAUCAGGACUGUGGCCCUCAAAGGCCCCGUCACCAACGCCAUCAUCCUGCUGGCACCCGUCAGCAUGCUGAGCUCAGACUUCAGGCCCAGCCUGCCGCUGCCUCACUUCAACAAGCACCUGCUGGGCGCCGAGCACGGGGACGAGCCGCGCCACGGGGGCCUCACCCUGCGCCUGGGUCUCCACCAGCAGGGUUCCCUGCCCGGUGGGGUGAGCGCACCCCAGGCCACCUCUGCCCUCUGACCCCCACUCCUCCCACAGAGUGUGCUCGGCGGCCAGGACCAGCUGCGCGUCCGCGUGACGGAGCUGGAGGACGAGGUGCGCAACUUGCGCAAGAUCAACCGGGACCUGUUCGACUUCUCCACGCGCUUCAUCACGCGGCCGGCCAAGUGAAGCCCGGAGACCCCACGCGGCCCGGACUCUCCCCGGUUCUGCGUCCCCAUCACUGGGCCGUUUUGGCGUCUUGCGGGACACGUCACGUUGGUGUUAGUCUGUUUUUCACAAAAAAAAAUGGAAAGCUGCUUUCCA